Messenger RNA from Elephantulus edwardii (Cape elephant shrew), 1398 nucleotides. RefSeq names its product coagulation factor XI-like. The transcript is spliced from 10 exons. The record is from RefSeq and is a predicted model, not a curated record. Gene Ontology annotation, biological process: proteolysis. NCBI's taxonomy places the organism in Eukaryota, Metazoa, Chordata, Mammalia, Macroscelidea, Macroscelididae. Gene Ontology annotation, molecular function: serine-type endopeptidase activity; protein binding. Gene Ontology annotation, cellular component: extracellular region. Bases 1 to 1398 code for a protein of 465 amino acids.
AUGCAUUAUAUCACAGACUGUGUGACUAAGAUGUUCAAAGAUACCAGCUUUCAAGGAGGAGAUGUAACUACUGUUUUUACACCAAGUGCCAAACACUGCCAAAUCCUCUGCACCCAUCACCCACGAUGUUUGUUCUUCACUUUUAUGACUGACUCAUCAUCUGAAGACCCUAAUAAAUGGUUCACUUGUGUCCUGAAAGACAGUGUCACUGCAACACUGCCAAAGAUCAACAUGUCAGGAGCAAUAUCUGGAUAUUCUUUCAAACAAUGCCCACACCAAAUAAGUGCUUGCAACAAAGAUGCUUAUGUGAAUCUAGACAUGAAGGGUAUGAACUAUAAGAGCUCUAUUACCACUUCUGCUCAGGAAUGUCAAGAGAGAUGCACAAAUGACAUCCAUUGUCACUUUUUCACAUAUGCCACAGAGAAGUUUCCCAGCUUGCAGCAUCGUAACGUCUGUCUAUUGAAGUACUCCCAAACUGGAACACCAACCAAGAUAACAAAGAUCAAUAAUGUGGUGUCUGGAUUUUCAUGGAAAUCCUGUGCACUUUCCAACCUGACUUGUAUUAGAGACGUUUUCCCUGGGACAGGGUUUGCCGACAGAAACAUUGACAGUGUCUUGGCUCCAGAUGCUUUUGUCUGCCGUCGCAUUUGUACUCAUCACCCGAACUGUUUAUUUUUCACUUUCUUUUCUAAAGAAUGGCCAAAAGAAUCUGAAAGAAAUCUUUGUCUUCUGAAAUCAUCAGAAAGUGGAUUACCAAGUACACGCUACAAAAAGAAGAAUACCUUUUCUGGUUUCAGUCUACAAAACUGCAGACACAGCAUUCCAGUGUUCUGUCACUCUUCGUUUUACCACAAUACUGAUUUCUUGGGUGAAGAAUUAGACAUUGUUGAUGUGGAAGGGCAUGAAGCCUGUCAGAAAAAGUGUACAGACUCCAUACGCUGCCAAUUUUUCACCUAUUCUCCAUCACAAAAGCUUACAAACGAAGAGGAGGGAAAAUGUUACUUAAAACUUUCAUUGAAUGGAUCCCCAACAAAAAUACUUCACGGGAGAGGUGGCAUAUCUGGAUACACAUUACGGUUAUGUAAAAUGGAUAAUGAUAAAAUACAGAAUACACUCCAGAAAGCCAAAGUUCCCUUGAUAACAAAUGAAGAAUGCCAAGAAAGAUACAGAGGACACACAAUAACCAAUAAGAUGAUUUGUGCUGGCUAUAAAGAAGGAGGAAGGGAUGCUUGUAAGGGAGAUUCUGGGGGCCCCCUGUCCUGUAAAUCUGAGGAAGUCUGGCACUUGGUGGGUAUCACAAGCUGGGGAGAAGGCUGUGCUCAAAAAGAGCGGCCAGGCGUUUACACCAAUGUGGUCGAGUAUGUGGACUGGAUUUUGGAGAAAAUUCGAGCAGCGUGA